Aspergillus niger is the source of this 1287-nucleotide messenger RNA. RefSeq lists its product as hypothetical. The transcript is spliced from 3 exons. Bases 1 to 1287 code for a protein of 428 amino acids. NCBI's taxonomy places the organism in Eukaryota, Fungi, Ascomycota, Eurotiomycetes, Eurotiales, Aspergillaceae. The record is from RefSeq and is a predicted model, not a curated record.
AUGGAUCCCGGGGCUGUGCAGAAAAGGCUUGCCCAAGCAGCCGUGAAGCUUUACAAAGCUAGGAAGGAGCUUAAGAGGUACAAGGCCGCGAAGAAGAUAGUUGAAGAACAAGAAGCGGAAGCAGCCGAAAAAGCAGAGACUACCGAGUAUAUCAGGCGGCCAACCUUCUCCAUCCUGGAAACCAUUCUCGAGGUUUCAGAGGUAAAGACAGUUGAUAUCGAAGUCCACGGCAUGAAAGCCAAGUUUUAUCUAAGCCGUCCCGACGAAGACAUCGUGCCUCUGCGGUACCUUAAGAAAGCAGACACUGACAAGAUCGUCCAUCGCGCAGUAUGGAUCUUCAGCAAAGCCAAGGAUGGACGUCAAGUCAAUCAAGAUAAAUGGCCUACCCUCGAGACCGUUUUCUUCGAUGUCUUCCAUAACCUCAAGAAUUCUCCUCAGUGGGAUAAGGCACUUUUUGAUGACGAUAAAGGAAGUACUGCCACCUGUCCACCAAACACUGAUUUCAGACUGGCACGCUUCAACCAGGACAACGUACUCCAUGCUCUUAUAUCCGAGCUGUUCUUCAAUGUGGAUGUCAUGCACCCAACCUCCAAGCCUAUGCUCUGGUUUCACCUUCAGUACGUAACAACAUCAACCCUGAAAGACCCUACACAACCACCAUCCACUAACGCAUCAUCCUCUUCCAACCAGUCCGAAAGUCAUGGGAGAAACUUUAGAACUCUAACCGACAACCAACCUCUCGACAAAGCCCUAUGUCAAAACUUCCAACUGCACCUCGGUCAACUCCUGACCAACCUCCACCACCUCCACAUCAACAAAUACUGCCUUCCAGACCAAGAAGUCUUCCUCAUCAACCUCCACGGAAGCAGACUUCACGUUCAACGGGCCGUUUUCCCAAGUCCUAAGAUCUCCCGGAUCUACUGCAAAAAAUACAAACCCGCCGAUCCCAAAAGUGAACUGCACACCUUCCGGGCUGGAGACACCACCCGCCGCUACACUGAGCAAGAUCUGGAAUAUGACAUAGAUCAACUCGACUGGCUACACACCCUCCGAGAAGACAAUAAUGAGGCUCCGGACGAAGAAGAUAAGCCCGUGAUCCGCGUGCUCGCGAGCCAGGAAUAUGAUCUUUGGACCAGGAGCGGCUGGCAUGCGGCGUUGAAAUUGUUGGCUGGCUUGAAUCGUUAUUUGAUGGGGGGCCGCGCCAAGUGUGGUGUCAUGCAGAACAUGUUCGAGAAGUUUCCGAUUGCUGAGUCUCCCCCUAAAGAGUCGUCUGCGGCCAAGAGCUGA